This is a messenger RNA of Drosophila eugracilis, 461 nucleotides long. RefSeq names its product MICOS complex subunit mic10. The record is from RefSeq and is a predicted model, not a curated record. NCBI's taxonomy places the organism in Eukaryota, Metazoa, Arthropoda, Insecta, Diptera, Drosophilidae. Gene Ontology annotation, cellular component: mitochondrion; mitochondrial inner membrane; MICOS complex. The transcript has 3 exons. The coding region runs from base 1 to 150 and encodes 49 amino acids.
AUGAUGUCUGAAAGUGGUGGCCUUGUUGUUGGAACAGCAUUAUCUUUGUUGUUUUUUAAAAAACGAGCAUGGCCUGCAUGGGUCGGUGCGGGUUUUGGAAUUGGCGUCGCAUAUAGAACAUGCGAAAUGGAAAUAAAUUCUUUAAAGUGAAUAUUGUACGAUAUAAUUUAUAAUAAAACACUCAUGUAUUGUUGAACUUUGAUAAACUGUGAGAAGUACAAAUAAGGCCAACGAUAUUAAGGGCUUGUUACGAGCAAUUUUGACAUAAAACAGGUGGUGGCCUUGUUGUUGGAACAGCAUUAUCUUUGUUGUUUUUUAAAAAACGAGCAUGGCCUGCAUGGGUCGGUGCGGGUUUUGGAAUCGGCGUCGCAUAUAGAACAUGCGAAAUGGAAAUAAAUUCUUUUAAGUGAAUAUUGUACGAUAUAAUUUAUAAUAAAACACUUAUGUAUUGUUGAACUUUA